Cetraspora pellucida is the source of this 1180-nucleotide messenger RNA. Lineage: Eukaryota; Fungi; Glomeromycota; Glomeromycetes; Diversisporales; Gigasporaceae. The record is from the annotation of a GenBank genome assembly.
AUGCCAGGUAUUCCAGGUGAAAUAACCAUCCCUGAAUCAAAUCAAUCCAUUCAGACAAAGGGUAAAGGAAAGGCUGCUGAAGAGGAAGUGAAUGUCACAAAAAGUUCUUCAUCAGCAAAGUUAUCCACAAACGAAUAUCAGCUGAAAGCGAUUGAAUGGGCUGGCACAGUAGGCGGUGAACCUCGAAAGUUAAAGAUCAUAACUCAAAAUGGCAACGUUUUGAUUUUACGAGGUUUUAUCGAGAUUAAACCAUACGAUCGUUCAACUGUAACUUAUGAUUACCUCGUGGAAUUAUUGGGUGAUUACUUAUUCCAAUUAAUUCCAGAUAAAGAGGCUGAGAUUCAAAAAGGGUUCCUUCAAUUGACAAUUGACCAAUCUUCACAAAAAGGUCAAAGUCAACAAGAUCAUUCUGCCGAUCUCUUAAAUGGAAUCGAGGGUGUGGAUGAUGAUAAUCGAAAGACCGAUAAUGCUCAAAUUACUAACGAUACUAAUGCCACGAGACUAUCUCUACAAGACUAUCAACACACAUUGAAUGCCGCCAUUUCAAUUAUUCCUAUAUUACAGACUGGCCUGGAUGUAAACGUUCGAUUCAAUUCUAUUCACGGUUUUGAACCCACCGCUGAACUUUCCGUAUUCGACAUUUUUGGUGUAGAAUUAGUUCAUGGUUGGGUGGUUGACCCUCAGGACGAAGAAACGUGGGAUGUUGUGGUCGGAAAGUGUGGUAGCUACAACAAAGCUGUUGAAUGUGUUGUGGGUGGUGACUCUGUGAGUAAAGGUGUCGUUCUGGAGAGCUCAGAUGGUAUUUCUGAUAUAGGUUUUGAUAAAUCUGAGCGAUCCGCUAAUGCUAUGGAAAAUAUCAGAGUCAGAGAUGUCACUGAUGCCGGUUUCGUUAAUGAACAUUCAGUUGUAUGGGAAUCGCUUAUUGAUGUAGAUCAAAGCGCUUCUGAAUUCGUUAAUGGUCAAUUUCGUAAAGGUGAAAUCAGUGGUGGUGAUUACGUUGGUGUGACGGAUAAUGAAACACAUUGUGGUGGAGAUCAAGACUACGCGCUUGCCUUAAGUCUCCAACAGCAAGAAGAUGAACGUGAAGCGGAAUUCCGCAGAAAACAACAACAACAGCGUCAGGAAGAUUUGCAACGACAACAAAGACGACAAAAUCGCCAAUAUGAUCAAACGUCUAUUG